Molecule: messenger RNA, 2090 nt
Organism: Papilio xuthus (Asian swallowtail)
Lineage: Eukaryota; Metazoa; Arthropoda; Insecta; Lepidoptera; Papilionidae
Gene: Dyrk2
Product: Dual-specificity tyrosine phosphorylation-regulated kinase 2
Exons: 9
Coding region: 149-1510 (453 amino acids)
Biological process (GO): peptidyl-threonine phosphorylation; peptidyl-serine phosphorylation
Cellular component (GO): nucleus; cytoskeleton; cytoplasm
Molecular function (GO): protein serine/threonine/tyrosine kinase activity; ATP binding; protein serine/threonine kinase activity
Source: RefSeq, a predicted model, not a curated record
AUUGGUUAUUUUGAUGAGUAUUAUGAACUCAAUAAAAAGUAUUGCUUAACUGAUAAAGUUUAAGUGUUAAACCAAGUAUUCCAUAGUCUUCUAAACUGGGACAAUAAUAUUGGACGAGCAACAAGUGACUGAAGCUAAACCACUCGAUAUGAUUCUAUACGGCUUGCAGAUAGAGGGCGCGGGCGAGGGCCCUGGGCCGCCGAACAACAACGCGGAGGGCGCCGCGGCGAGUCCGCGUGACGACAACCACAAUGCCGCGCAGCAACCGCCGCGAGUGCCGCUUACACCUUCAGAGGUGCUAAAAGCAUACGGCGAGAGACUAACGGAAUGGGAGAGGAAUGAAGUGAGGAAGUACCCAGAGGUUUGGUUCGUCGGUCUGGAGGCGAACAAGGUGCAGGCGCGCGCCAAUUUACCCAACAAUUGUGGUUUCGACGAUGAAAAUGGCAGUUAUAAUAAACAAAUGCACGACCACAUAGCGUACCGAUACGAGAUCCUGGAAGUGAUAGGCAAAGGAUCCUUCGGGCAGGUGAUCCGCGCGCUGGACCACCGCACUGGCCACCAGGUUGCCAUCAAGAUCAUCAGGAACAAGAAGCGCUUCCACCACCAGGCACUCGUGGAGGUCCGCGUGCUCGACCACCUGCGCCUCAAGGACAAGGAUCAAUCGCACAACGUCAUACAUAUGCUAGACUAUUUCUACUUUAGGAAUCAUCUUUGCAUCAGCUUUGAGCUUAUGAGUAUAAACCUGUACGAACUCAUAAAGAAGAACAACUACCAGGGCUUCAGUCUGAGCCUCAUCCGGCGGUUUGCAAGCUCUCUGCUGCGCUGUCUCAGGCUAUUGGAGGCAGAGAACAUCAUACAUUGCGAUCUAAAACCGGAAAAUAUACUAUUGAAAGCACGCGGCAGUUCAUCAAUAAAGGUGAUAGACUUCGGAAGUUCUUGCUACACUCACGCGCGCGUUUACACCUACAUCCAGUCACGCUUCUAUCGCAGCCCUGAAGUUAUCCUCGGACUACAGUAUGGUGCACCCAUUGAUAUGUGGAGUAUGGGAUGUAUCCUUGCGGAGCUGCACACGGGUUACCCGUUGUUCCCGGGAGAAAACGAGGCAGAGCAGCUGGCCUGUAUCAUGGAGGUGCUUGGCCCGCCGCCACCAGACCUGCUGCUGCACGCCACCAGGAAGAGACUCUUCUUUGACUCGAAAGGCUGUCCGCGGACGGUGACCAACUCGAAAGGUCGCAAGCGGCGGCCGGGCUCGCGAGCACUCUCCGCCGCGGUACGCACCGACGACCCAGCUUUCCUGCACUUCAUACAUCGCUGUUUAGAAUGGGAUCCAAAGCGACGCAUCACGCCUACUGAGGCGACUCGUCAUGAAUUCGUGACUGGGUGCGCGCUGGGUACGUCAACAACAGGCGUACUAGCGCUGCCACGGCUAGCUCCGCCGCGACCGGCCCGCGCAGCACUCCUGCACUCGCAAUCAGCUGGCGACGUGGCUGCCAUGCUGGGCCGCGCGUGACCGCACACCUGAGCCCGUACCGCCUGUGCCUCCGGACCCGGCACCGGACCCGCACACAAAUAAUAUAACCUAUCUCUUGGUCCAACUAAAGUCAGGUUUACACGGCACUUGAUUCUGCGAUAGCGUCACACUAUAUAUUAAUUCAAUGACUCAAAACCGACUCCCGACAAUUUCGACUAAUGGUAGUUUCAAGUGGAUAGAACAGUGUGACAGUACUGUGUUACUGAUAUUGCCUAUACGUUCUCACAAUGGCAGUGCUGUACCGUUCUACAGCUCUUCCUACAGAUUUGUCUCCUAUAUCACAGAUGAUACUAUGUUCAAUAUGAAUCGUUUAAUCUGUUCGUAGAAUCACGUACCGUGGUAAAGCGCUUUAACAUUACGUCUACCGGAAAGUUAUGUCGUCCAGCAUAACAAGAAUGUGUUUUAGUUUGUAAAAAGACAGAAUUUACCGGUACAUCUGUAGACUUCGUUCUUAAUCACUUAGAUACACGAUUUGGGACCCUUUCUAUAGUUAGAACAUUGAAUAUAAUAAUAUUAAUUCUCUUUUGCAUCUGAAUUAAAUGUCGAACAUAAAAAAAUG